ACCUUCCAUAUACACAGUGUGCGCCGCCUCUUUCCCUCACAUACCUGGGAAGGGAGGGGGUAUACACCUGGGGAGAGAUAGCACUCACUGUCACUGAGCUCGGCAGGGACACACCAUGGAGUCAGGGCCAAGGAAAGGUUUCUAUAGACAGGACAUUAACAAGACUAAAUGGGACGUUCCUGUGAGAUACAGAGACCUGGCCGCUGUGGGCUCCGGGGCCUAUGGAACUGUUUGCUCUGCUCAAGACCGACUAACAGGGGAGCGGGUGGCCAUAAAGAAGCUUCUUCGUCCGUUCCAGUCAUUGGUUCAUGCCAAGAGAGCCUAUCGAGAGCUUCGCCUUCUAAAGCACAUGAAGCAUGAGAAUGUCAUUUCUCUCCUUAACGUCUUCACUCCAGACGAGUCGAUGGAAACCUUUCAGACAUUUUACCUGGUUAUGCCCUUUAUUGCUGUUGACUUAAGCCGGGUCAUGAGAAUGCAAAGACUCAAUCACAGCACCAUAGUGUAUCUUCUCUACCAGAUCCUGCGGGGCCUGCAGUAUAUCCACGCGGCUGGAAUUGUGCACAGGGAUCUUAAACCAAGUAACUUGGGAGUAAAUGAAGACUACGAGCUAAAGAUUUUAGAUUUUGGACUCGCACGGCCAACUGAAUUUGAAAUGACAGGAUAUGUGGUGACUCGCUGGUACCGGGCUCCAGAGGUGAUCCUAAACUGGAUGCAUUACAACCACACAGUUGAUAUUUGGUCAGUUGGAUGUAUCCUGGCAGAAAUGAUCACUGGCAAAGUCCUGUUCCCUGGUGGAGAUUAUUUUGACGAGCUGAACAAGAUCAUUGAGGUAACGGGAAGUCCACAGCCAUCACUGAUCAACAAGAUGGAAAGCUCACAUGCACAAGACUAUGUGAAAAUGCUCCCAAAGAAACAGAAAAAGAACUUUAAGGAGCUCUUUCCGACUAUGAGUGCAGUAGAGACGGACCUUUUGGAGAAGAUGCUGGAUCUAGACCCUGGAACUCGAGUAAAUGCCACAGAAGCCCUAGCACACCCGUAUCUAGAGGAAUACAAUGAUUCUGAUCCUGACCCAACUGCAGAUAAAUACGACGACUCCUUCGAAAGCCUAGAUCUGAAUGUCCAUGAGUGGAAAAGUUUGAGCCACAUGGAAAUAAUGACAUUUGAGCCAAUGAAGCCGAGCCAAGCCAGUACUUAGCUACACGGGGCUUAUUCUCCAUAAUAACUUGGGAACUACCUUCUCCGCUUUUUGGCAUUGAUUGAGAAACAACAAACUGCAUAAUUCAUAGGAAAGCAGAAAUAUAGUGUGCUGACCCAAAAGAACUCAUUGAGAUGAGCAAUCACUGCCAAUAUAACUCCAUUUAUUAUUUUUUUUAAUACCAAAGUGCCUUUUACUUCCUGCUGAUAAUGGUUUUGUAUCAUGACCUGAAACAAAGGACGAUGUGAGAAUGAGCCACAAGCUUCACUGGGGGCCCCUGAGGAAAGAAAUGACACUGGGUAAAAUGACAAAUAAAAAUCUAUAUUUACAUUGUGUAAGGUGUGGCUGCUCUGGGAGCCUUCCAUCCGCAGCUAUAGGCUAACCAUGUGCCCAAGUGGCAUGUAGCCAAGUGGGGACAGACUUCAUCGGCAGAAGUGUUUCAUUCUGUGGAAAGAAGGAUAUCUGAUCAAUGCAGUGUACGACAGUCCAUUGGAAAUGUGCAUCAUUAAUGUUAACCAUUAAGAACAUUAGAAAAAAAUAAAUGCCUAUAAAAUGUAUAAUAAACCUUUACAUGAACCUGAACCUAUAUUUAAUCAUCCGACUGGAAACCCCCAGUGUUUAAGUAAAGAAAAGCUUGCUUCAA
Molecule: messenger RNA, 1838 nt
Organism: Xenopus tropicalis (tropical clawed frog)
Lineage: Eukaryota; Metazoa; Chordata; Amphibia; Anura; Pipidae
Gene: mapk12 (provisional)
Product: mitogen-activated protein kinase 12 (provisional)
Exons: 12
Coding region: 116-1195 (359 amino acids)
Biological process (GO): MAPK cascade
Cellular component (GO): cytoplasm
Molecular function (GO): MAP kinase activity; protein serine/threonine kinase activity; nucleotide binding
Source: RefSeq, a predicted model, not a curated record